This is a messenger RNA of Larimichthys crocea (large yellow croaker), 5968 nucleotides long. RefSeq names its product Janus kinase 1 (gene jak1). The transcript has 25 exons. Gene Ontology annotation, biological process: growth hormone receptor signaling pathway via JAK-STAT; tyrosine phosphorylation of STAT protein; cell surface receptor signaling pathway via JAK-STAT. Gene Ontology annotation, cellular component: cytoskeleton; cytosol; membrane. Gene Ontology annotation, molecular function: non-membrane spanning protein tyrosine kinase activity; growth hormone receptor binding; ATP binding. Lineage: Eukaryota; Metazoa; Chordata; Actinopteri; Sciaenidae. Bases 286 to 3813 code for a protein of 1175 amino acids. The record is from RefSeq and is a predicted model, not a curated record.
UGUUUUCGGGAAGGGGACGUUAGUUGUCAGGAAGGGUUCGCUUGAGGAGGUGGAUUCCGUCUCGGCUUGAAGCUCAGAAAAUAUCAACUAAUUUGGUGGAAUUAACCCAAUAUUUCUUUCCCUACGGAUACUGGACAUUUUCCUGCUAAGUUUUGGAGUCGAAAAAACGACAAGCGACACUUGAAACCCGUUCAGCCAGGAGCUCCAACUUGGUUGAAGCGUCUAAUGUACUAAACGAAACGGAAGUAACUUGCCAGCUGCCUGGCUAAGCUUGCUAGUGUCUGAAUGCCAACUCUGUGGGUGAUGGAGUUGAGCAGGCAACUCUGUGGGAAGAUGAGGAGGUCCAGUAGGAAGGCCCAAUUCUCCUCUUCUCCCACUUCCACUCUGGGCCUGGAGAUCCACUUUUACACACCGGAGGUGCACCUGCUAGAGUACCUCAGUGGCUGCUACACUGCUGAGGAGAUCUGUGUCGCUGCUGCCAAGAAAUGCUCAAUCUCUCCCUUGUGCCAUAACCUAUUUGCCCUGUACAAUGAGGCAACUGGCACGUGGUACCCGCCCAACUACGAGUUCAAAGUCACAGAUGAAACCAAUCUCAAAUUGUGCUAUCGCAUGAGGUUUUAUUUCAAAAACUGGCAUGGCACCACUGAGGGAGAGUCUCCAGUUUGGAGACACUGCAUCAGUAAACUCAGAGGAGGACCUAGCCCACAGAAAACACCAGAAGGGACACCCCUACUGGAUGCUGCCUCUCUCAACUACCUGUUUUCCCAGGGCCAGCAUGACUUUCAGAAAGGUGUGGUUCCACUGAGGAUAUCCCAGUCGGAGGCAGAGCAACACGAGAUAGAAAAUGAGUGUUUGGGCAUGGCUGUGCUUGCUAUCACUCACUAUGACAUGAACAAGGAUAUGGGUACUUCCAAUGAAAACAGCUACAAACGCUUCAUCCCAGAGUCACUGAACCGAAACAUCAAGCAGCGCAACUUUCUGACACGCAUCCGCAUCAGCAACGUCUUUAAGAAAUUCCUCAAUGAGUUCAAUCGCCGCACAGUCAAGGACAGCAACAUCACGCCAUAUGACCUGAAGAUCAAGUACCUGGCCACACUGGAGGGCCUGACCAGCGGAUUGGGCAGCGAGCUGUUUGAGCCCAUCUCGCUCAGCGUAGUGCAGGAAGGAGAGGUCUGCAAUGGAGGUUACUAUGGGUAUUACAACCAGAGCCAAGGGCAGAGCCAGAGUCAGAACACAGAGACAAGCAAUGACAUGCAUGUCCUGAUUACCGGUACCACUGGCAUUUCCUGGAGAAAGAAGCCUUCUACAACUGCCAUGAUCUCUAAAGAAAAGAGCAAGUCAAAGAAGAACAAGCAGGAUGGAAAACAGAAAAACGACAGAAAGAAAGAGGCAGACGAAGGCUGGCAGGUGUUCUGUGACUUCCAUGAGAUCACCCACACUGUCAUCAAAGAGGCAACGGUCACCAUCUAUAGACAGGACAACAAGAGGAUGGAGUUGCAAAUGGCUUGUAGGGCUGAGGCUUUGUCCUUUGCAGCCCUUGUGGAUGGGUACUUCAGGCUGACAGUGGAUGCCCACCACUUCCUGUGCAAGGAGGUGGCCCCUGCUUCAGUGGUGCACAACAUCAACAACGGCUGCCACGGACCCAUCUGUACGGAGUAUGCCAUCCACAAGCUGCGUCAGGAGGGCAACGAGGAGGGCACCUACAUCCUGCGCUGGAGCUGCACUGACUACCAGUACAUCAUCAUCACUGUGGUCUGCAAUGAGAUCGACCUGAGGGAGUCUCGUCCUAUACGUCAGUAUAAGAAUUUCCAGAUCGAAGUGUCCAACGAUGGAUACCGCCUGUACGGCACGGAGACAUUUCGUAACACUCUCGGGGAGCUGUUGGAGCACCUGGAGGGCCAAAGUCUUCGCACCGACAACCUCCACUUCCAGCUUCUGCACUGCUGCCCCCCACAGCCUCGAGAGGUAUCUAACCUACUGGUGGUCACUAAAGAGAGAGCACCGGCCCCUCAGACACCAAUGCAGGAGAGUCAGCUCAGCUUCCAUCGCAUUCUGAAGGAGGAGAUUGAACAGGAGGAGCACCUUGGCCUGGGCACAAGAACCAACAUCUACUCAGGCACACUGAGGGUAAAGAGUGAGGAGGAUGAGGAUGCAGGUUACUCAUCCUUCCAGGAGGUAAAGGUGGUCCUGAAGGUGCUGGGUUCUGGACACAGGGACAUCUCCUUGGCCUUCUUCGAAACUGCCAGUAUGAUGCGACAAGUCUCUCACAAACACAUAGUGCUGCUGUAUGGAGUGUGUGUCCGCCACCAGGAGAAUAUUAUGGUUGAGGAGUUUGUCCAGCUAGGACCAUUGGAUUUGUUCAUGAGGAGACAGCAGAGCCCACUCAGCACACCAUGGAAGUUCCAGGUGGCCAAGCAGCUGGCUGCAGCCCUCAGCUACUUGGAGGACAAAAAGCUCGUCCAUGGCUUUGUGUGUGCUAAAAACAUCCUGCUGGCCAGAGACGGACUGGGCACCGACGAAGGAGGGCCUUUCAUCAAGCUCAGCGACCCAGGAAUACCAAUCACAGUACUCACCAGAGAGGAGUGUGUGCAUCGUAUCCCAUGGAUCGCUCCAGAGUGUGUGAAGAGCACAUCUUCCCUGAGCGUCGCGUCUGAUAAGUGGGGCUUUGGUACCACCCUGUGGGAGAUCUGCUAUGAUGGAGAGGUCCCCCUGAAAGACAAGAAACUCACAGAGAAGGAGAGGUUCUAUGAAACCGAGUCCGCACUGGCCACGCCAGACUGCAAAGAGCUGGCUGAACUGAUGACCCACUGCAUGAACUACGACCCAAAGAAGAGACCUUUCUUCAGGGCUAUCGUCAGAGACAUAGACAUGUUGGAGGAAAAGAACCCAUCUAUCAAACCCAAACCUACACCAGAGGUAGACCCCACUGUGUUUGAAAAGAGAUUCCUGAAGAAGAUCAGAGAGCUGGGAGAGGGCCACUUUGGUAAGGUGGAGCUUUGUCUUUAUGAUCCUCGGGGAGAUAGAACGGGUGAACAGGUGGCAGUGAAAUCGCUAAAGCCUGAGAACCGGGAGGAGCAGAGCACCAACCUCGCACGUGAGAUCGACAUCCUGAAGGCACUCUACCAUGAAAACAUUGUGAAAUACAAGGGCAUAUGCCAAGAGGAAGGUGGACAGGCCAUCAAGCUGAUCAUGGAGUACGUUUCACUGGGCAGUUUGAAGGAUUAUCUACCCAGGCACAAAAAAGACACCAGCCUCAGCACCCUGCUCAGCUACUCUACCCAGAUAUGCAAGGGGAUGGACUAUCUUGGAUCUCAAAAUUACAUCCACCGUGACCUGGCUGCCCGAAAUGUUCUGGUGGAGAACGAGAGGACGGUGAAGAUCGGAGAUUUUGGCCUCACCAAGAGCAUCAAGGACAACGAGGGAUACUACACGGUUAAAGACGAGAACGACAGCCCUGUUUUCUGGUAUGCUCCAGAGUGUCUGACUCACUGUAAGUUCUACCUUGCUUCAGACGUUUGGUCCUUCGGAGUCACGAUGUAUGAACUCAUCACCUAUUGCGACUCCUCCAAGAGCCCGAUGACGCUCUUCCUCAGCAUGAUUGGUCGAAGUCACGGUCAGAUGACGGUCAUCCGAUUGGUGAAGGUGCUGACAGAAGGGAGGAGGUUGCCACGUCCUGAAGGCUGUCCUGAGCCCGUGUACGAGCUGAUGCGCAAAUGCUGGGAGCAACUGCCCGAGAGGAGAAUCACCUUCAAGCGGCUGAUCGAGGAGCUGACCAACAUGCAGCAACAGCUCCAGCCGCAAAACGAUCUUUAAACCUUUAAAGGUCUUUGACGAUUUGGGAGUGAAGUUGACUUUGCUUGCAGACUUGGGACCAGACGCAGAACAGCAAAACUGACCCCAGAUCAGCAUCUGCUUUGUGCAGCUUUACAGUACUGAGAGACAGUCGUGAAGGAGCGUCACACAAAGCCAUGCUCCUUCUUAAUCAAAUAAACCUUCCUUAACUUUGGCAUAAAGAACUUUUACUCCUAAUCAACUAUAAAUGUAGUCUGCCAUAUUUUUAACAUUGUUACUUGAUGCUCACAAUAUUUGUUAUAUUAUUCUGAUACUUCCUUAUUUUAGUUGAAUGAAACAAGCAAACCCCAUCAGAUCGUGUAGCCUUAGCCCUCGCUUAAUGUGACCUUUAUAUCUUCAAAAAAGGACUUCAAAAAGUAUCUAACAGUUCUAGCUGUGUGCAUUGCGAGGAAUGUCAAACUUGUGGACUCGUCGCUCUCAUAAUGUGCUGCAAAGGCCUUAUAAUUUUGUUGACUUAUGGCUGAUGUUGCUCUCACUGAUGAUGGAAGCUUGAGAGAUGGAAACUGAGCACGGACAGGAAUGGUUUUAACGGUCGCGUUUCACACAGUCAAAUGGCUGCGUGGUGAUCUACUUUGUGACGGACACCGAAUGGAUCACUGAUCAUGUCGAGAAGUGCUCGGAUAAGAUAAAGAAGAUGGAACACGGGCAUUAACACAGAAACUGAAGAGGUUGCUUUUCAGCAUUUUGUGCCACUGCCGUUUGUUCCAUGGAGUCUUCUGUUGGAGAAAAUCAAAUGUUUUGUUUUGUUUGUUUUUUUAAAGAGAGAGCCAUGAAAUGAUCUGUUGUUUUCUGUUCAUGUGCAGAAGCCAGAAAUCAUCCAGCAAUGUUCCUCUCACUGUGUUGUCAUAGUUUUAGAGAAAUUGUUUAAUUUGUUUGGUUUUAGCUUCUUAAUUGUGAAAAUUUCGAAACAAGAAAUUGGAAGGCAUCUUUUUGCUUCAAGGAAACCUUCUCACAAUUCUACGGACUUUUUUGUAGACCAACCGAGAAAAGAAUGCACAGAUGAAACCAUAACGAGAACUGCAUUCUUUAAAUAUGUGAUAAAUACAUAACAGACACCAAUUCGAAUACUUGCUCUGUGAGGGAGCUGUUUGAGCUGCAUCUGCACAUGAACAGAAAAUCUUACAUUUAUUUUAUUUUUUUAACUGAUUUUGUUUCUUGUCUUCAUGCUCUUCAAAUCACUUCUUUUGCAGGAUGCCUGAUCUUAAGAUUUGUAAGGUCCUCUGUUUGUUUAAGGUGGUUCUGUUAGUAAUCUGAUUGAGUUCACUUUUGUUAAAUCAUGUACUGGAUCUUUUAAUGAGGACCUGUAUGCAUCUAUAUAGUCCUUGAAUAUACAUCACUUUUGUUAAUUGUUGAGUUAGCGAUGUAAUACAUGUGAUAGACACUUGAGGGCAGUAUCACUUCACUUUUUCUCUCUGGUUUGUAGAGUUUCACUUCAAUUCUAAAACCACCAUAAGAAAUGUCUAUAUACCCUAUAUGAUAUUGCAAAAAAAGAGCCAAUUGCCAUUAUUGCAGAUUGUAUAUUGGAAGGACUUGGAUCGAUACACAUGGUUUGAAGUGAGAAAGUAUAAUCAGUUACUGAUUGACAUGGCAUUUUUAUGUUUUCUGUUUUGAAAAAAUAUUAUUUCUUUCAGUGACAUGAAACAUUCAUAUUAUGUAUGUGCAUUUUAUUUGUAUCAUUUCUUUUUAAUCCUCCAAUAUUGUCCUAAAAUUUUUAAAAGUGUAUUUUAUCUGCAUGUAUGUGAAAGGGUUUGAGCAGAGGGUUUUUUCUGUUUUUAAAUCCAUCAGUCGAUGUGAGCUGUGUAAAAUCUCGCUCAGUCAGAUAUUGUCAUGAGUUCAGAAAUGGUCAGUUCUACUUAAUGCAACUGUAUGGCUUUAACUGUGAAUGUCGGCAGGAAGGCAAAAACAAAAAAAAGGACUGUCAAGAAGACAAAGUUGCGCUUCAGUCCACAUUUUAUUUAGGAAUGUAAAAGACAAUUCCUUCUGCUCAAAAUAAGAGAAAAGAAAUAUAUAUAUAUAUAUUUUUCAAAAAAUAAGACAGAAAGUAUGACUUAUGGAAGGUAAAAGUAUCCAUAAAUACACAAUGAAAAAAUAAAUAAAAUCAACGUCUGUUGUGUUC